Molecule: messenger RNA, 1569 nt
Organism: Hansenula anomala
Lineage: Eukaryota; Fungi; Ascomycota; Saccharomycetes; Phaffomycetales; Wickerhamomycetaceae
Gene: SAF1
Product: SCF ubiquitin ligase complex subunit SAF1
Exons: 1
Coding region: 1-1569 (522 amino acids)
Cellular component (GO): cytoplasm
Molecular function (GO): protein binding; guanyl-nucleotide exchange factor activity
Source: RefSeq, a predicted model, not a curated record
AUGACACUCACUUUCUUUGAUCUUGGUGCAGAUAUCAUCGAAUCUGAUAUCAUCCCAUACUUGUCUCCAGCUGAUAUUAGAUCUUUGAAACUGGCUUCAAAAUCGUUGUAUCAACUAGUUGAUCAAUCAUCAUUCAUAUGGCAUGAACUUUUUAAAAAAACAUUUGGCACAAAACCCACAGCCUUUUCAAUGAACAAAUGGCCAGAGCUAUAUUCAAUUAGAGCUAAAGGUCGAUUCUAUUCAUGGGGUGCUAUGGGUGGUGGUAGAUUAGGAUUAUCAAGUAAGGACGUGCCAACUGAAAACCUGGAGAGGCAAGGAUUCUCAUCAGGCGUUUGCAAACCUACUAAAGUUCCAGGAAUUGAAGAAAUAUUAGCGGAUGUUUCAGCUGGAGGGUUCAGCUUCCAGAUUUUGACUGCCCAUGGCGAAAUAUAUUCCAGUGGUUCCUAUCAUGCUGGACAUCAAACAGGUCCAGGACCUGACCAAAGUGAUUAUAAUGAAUUUCAACAACAAAUAAGACAUCAGGAAUCUGUCCUUUUCAAUCCUUUGAAUAUGAGUCAAAGAAUGAAUCCAGUAUUGCCAAUACGGCUAGGUGGUGUACGUCAUCGUCCAAUGAAUGAAGAGCAUCCUCAUCCAUUACCUGGUUCCUUCCCUUCUUCACCUUAUCAAAUUCCACAAGAUGACACUCCAAAGCCAAAAUCCAAAGUUGAAAAUAGGUUUCUCGUAAAAGAAAGAGCACAGUUUGAUACUCAAUUUGUUAGUGUUAGUUCUGGAAGAGCUCAUUUUAUAGCAAUUGAUAACACUGGUAAUCUUUGGUCCUGGGAUCGAGGAGAUUAUGGAGUUAAAUUGAAAUUUGUUAAUCAAGGUGGAGUAGACUUGAAGUCACAAGGUCGAUUUGUAUUAAAGGCAUUAGCAGGAUGGGACUCAAGUGUUGCAUAUAUUUAUAACUACGGUCUUGUUUAUUGGAAAAAGCGUGAGCCAUUGAAAAAAGAUCAAACUGAGGCUAAAGCUCAUCAUGUCUUGAUCCCCAAUACAGGUGAUAUUAAUGGACCUGGGAAAAUUGUUGAUUUUGUUGCAGGUGAAGAUUUCAUAAUUUAUGUCACUUUAGAAGGUAAAAUUUACAGAAAUGAUAUGAUUGGUGAGCCUUCAUUCCCACUUAUCAAGUUUCAGGAUUAUUUAAAAUUUAACGGUAAGUCACUAGCCCCAAAGUUUGUUAGGUUAAGUGGAUCAUUUAGAAGUUUUACAGCAUUUUCCAAUGAAGAUUUAGUUUUAUUAGGCUCUAAAAAUACAGAUGAGCCUGAAAUAAUCGAUGAAUUACAGAAAGUGAAUUGUAUCAGUGUUGCUGUGGGUGACUAUCAUUUCUUAGCACUACUUAGAGAUGGUACUAUGCUUUCAUGGGGUUUGGAAUCAAAUCAUUGUGGUUGUCUUGGUCUUGGUAAGCAGCCAAAUGGUUCUAUUAUAGAAGGUGGUUCUAAAAGAGUGAUAAAACCUACUCAAAUUGAUGCUGAAGGAAAAGUUGUAGCCAUUGCAGCUGCUGGUUGGCAAUCUGCAGCCAUAAUUAGUGAUUCUUAA